ACGCCCACCAGAAAGAACAUGACAUGGCUCUGCAGCUUCGUCCUGCACCUCUGAUCUGUGCGGACCAAGGUCGCAGCCGAAGCAGGACAGGUUCUGCUGAGCCCAAAGCCAGAUGGAGGACUUUGAAUACAGCUUGGAGAUCAGCGACCGAGACUGGGAGUGCUUUUUUGCAGAGUGUGAGGGGUGCAACCUUCUUCCUCCUUCUUUAGCAGGUGUGGAUGAUUCCGGCAUGAGUGAUUUCGAUGAAGCUUUUCUCGCCCAGAGAGCCCGAAGAGUUGACCCCACACCAGAAUCCCCAGUAAAUGAGCAUCCUGUCGAAGGCCCCCCAGAGUGUGGUGGCUCUCCUCCUGUGAAGCGGCACUUUGGGCAACAUGAGACCGGUGAAUUUGACAGUGUUCUCUCAGGCAGUGAGGAGGACAUACACCUGCAGUCUGUCAACAUAUUUUUUGAAAGGCUGAAAGGUCUAAGAGAGGCCGAGCCGAGCCAAGAGAGAGUUGAAAACAACAAAGAGGCAAAACAAGAGGAGCAACAAGUCAGUGGCAGGACUCUAUCAAAAAGCUGCCCUAAGCUGAACACGGUAUCCGAUAGGGUGGAAAGAGCACUUGGCAAAGAGACCGAGAGGCCGGUCGACACCAUCUGGAACAGCGACACAAUGAAAACAGUCACAGCUGAGUCUAACUUUUCCUCCGAACCUGAAACCUGCAGCACUUCUCCCCUCAGUUUUUGCAGAUCACCCGGAACAGAGUUGUUCAUAACAGAGGAAGACUUCACGGACAGCGCAGUGGACGAGGUGGCACAGUGGAGUCGGCUUCACGACUCGACAGAGAGCGUCGUUGGCUCAGACACAAAAGCUCAGCCCUACAGAUUGGAAAUGUGGAGAAGUAUGGACGACAUCAAGCGAGACGAUCUGGUGACGAGUCCGGAAACCUUCUGCAAAAAGUGCAGCUCCAGAGAAGACCAGAUGUCUACCCCAGAGGGCUCUCAGUUGGUCUCCAUGAGGAGGAAAAGGAAAAAGAAGAGGCGGUUCAGUCUGGAGGCAGGUGACGGUGGGCAUCUGUGUGAGAGGCACUCGAAGGAGAAGCAGUUAGCGGUAAAAGAGGGAAGACGUUUGUUUCUAUCAACAGAGACACUAGAUUUAAAAGAGCAGCAGAACAAUCUCACAUAUGUUCUCACUCCGAACCCCGCCACCAUCAAGUUCCCAGAGAAUUUCUCUGCUCAGGAGAUAAAAAUUGAGCUCUCCCUUUCUGUUUCCCCAAGUGACAAUCAAUGCCAGCGACUGCAACAAAGAACACGUACAGAUGGAAAUUAUCUAAGCGACCACACAGCCAGAGCCCCUCUGAGUCAGCGGGACAACACUGCUAAUGAUGCAGCAGAUUUACAGCUAAACGGCGAGUUUCAGGUCGCAGAAUCACCCGGUUCGAUAGAAAAUCCCUGCUUGACGGUUUCAGCUGCUGACGUGGAGACAGAAAAGUCAGAAAGUCAGAGGCAAGAAUUAAAAUCUGCCGUUCUUCAGCCGUGUGAUGAAAGAAAUGUGUCAGUCAGUGACUGCGAAAAUGAGCAACAUGUAAAACGUUCAGCAGCAGAGGUCAACUCCAUCAGCCCCUUAUCGAGCGCAGAGUCAUGUGCUCCUCCCAUGGACGUCGUCCAAAAUGGUAAACUAUCCGCUGCUAAGUCAGACCUGGCCACGGAGGCUGGAAAUUGUGGCCCGGACAAACGCGCGGCGUGUCAAUGUGAUUGUGAGCGUGUGGAACAGCUGGAAAGUUAUGGUCCAAACAUACAUCAAGGCGGCCCUGCAGUGGAGGAAACUCACCUUUCUGUAGACACAACUGGAGGGAUCAUUUCUCAGCCAAGGCCAUUCCAGGAUGAGACUCUGGAUGAAGCUCUCAGUGCUAAUUCAACAUCGGAGCACGUUGAUAAGUUACCUAACAAAAGCUGCUUGUCAGGAAAUGUUUCUGGUCUAGAUACAGAACAACAAACAGACCCUUCAGAGGUUCUAACUUCAAAUAUCUUCUCAGAGAAGACUAAAGAAGAGGAAAGCUCACUGAUUUUGGAAUCAACUAGCAACAGUCAGACGGAUAAUGAAGCUUCCCAAAGCGAAAACCUACAAGGAAGUUCUUCAGAUGUUAUCGAUGAAUCAACCUGUUAUAUUCUGGAUUGUACUCCAGAGUCUGUCCUUUCACUUUCCAAUGAAAACCACACAGACAAGUCUCCAGGUUUUUGUUCAUCUGUGAUUGGCCAUGAAUCUGUUCAAGAAGGAAAAGAGAAGCCGGAUCUCUUGGCUGAUAAAGAGGUAAACCAUGUUUCCUAUGGACCCAAAAGCCAAGAAGAAUUAAAGUUUGACUUGGCGAGCGAAGCAGACGAAGUUAUCGCUACGUCCGUAGAGACCGACAAACCAGAGAAGGCGCCGAAUUCUGUGUUUGCCAUGUCGUCGUUUUGGAGGGAGAUGGAGAAGCUGACAAUAAACGACAUUUUGGGUUUACGAAGCGCGUGCGAAUCCGCUCCACCUGGUCCACUUCCAGCUGUAAAGGAAAGUGAGGAAACGGUGGUCGAUUCAAACAGUUUUACAGGAGAGAAUGAGUUCAAGUUGGAAGAAGUCACAGAAGAAAUAAGUGAGGUCGUUUCGCCAUCUUCACAAGCUGUUACCUGGCAGAGUGAAUCUGUGCCAACCAGCCUAUGUCCAGAAAUGUGUCCAGAGCGCACAGUGUUGGAAUCUGAGACUUAUUCCUCCCAACCUGUCCUCACUGAAAAGGCUCAAAAAUACCUUAAAAAGAUUUCUAAAACAGUCAGUGUGCACAACUUGCAGGCUCUAGAAUCAGAGUCUUUUAGCUACACGUUCAAAGGUGAUGCACUGCAAACCUUAGACGAGCAAGAAACUGGAAACUUGACCUAUCUCACCGGGACUGCGGCAGCAAAGAAAGAAACAAAUUUACCUUCAUCCUCUGCAAACACCUACAGGAUCUCGUUCGCAGACAUAUUUCAGUAUUUCUUUGGAGAAAAACCGUCAGUUUCCAGCCAGUCAGCGAUGGAAGAUACAACCAGCAUCAACACGGGUGGAAACUCUGUCCCUGAAACAUACGAUCAUUUCUUUUCCGAGUUUGACAACGAGAGCUUCUUCUACCCGCUCGUAACGGCAGCAGAGAAAAGCAAAGACAAGCCAGUUCCCAUAUUCUCCUACUCUCGCUCAACCAGUAGAAACUACCAGUUCCCAGAGGCCUACGAGCAUUUCUUUGCGUCCUCCUCAUCUGACGAUUCCUCCGCCGAAUCCGACGAAGAAGAAAACUACCGCCCUGUGAAGGUGGUGAGCAGGUUCAGCCGCAAAGUCAGCUCCACUCAGGUUACCACCGACGUAUACGAGAAUUUCUUCACAGACGGCGACCUCACAGGGAGCCUCUUCUCUUUGAGUUCGCUCUCCUUCCGGAAGAUUAGCUUCGCAAAUCCUGCAGCCCGGGAGGAAGGGACGACCUCGCUGGUACCUGUGAGGCAGAGCUCCAGACACCAGCUUCAGAAAAGAGGUUUUCCAGUCAAUGCGCUGGGCAAUCCAGACGUGAUGUUUCCCGAUCCGCUGCUGUACCAGCUGGAGGAGAGGAUCUCCAGACAGCUCGCUCUGCAGCCUUGCAGAUACGAAGGCCUGGAGGUGGCUGUUUCUAACCCAAUCACAUAGCUCAGUCUUUGUCCAAUCUGACGAUAAAACUUCUGUCUGAAAGACAAAGCUGCUAAGUCCAGUUUGAAGGUGCUGAGCCGUGGAGCAGGAGCUUCUUUCUUGUCCAGCAGCCUCUCAGCUCUUGGAUAUUUAAAACCACCUUUACUGUGGGCAGUGACCACGGUGCUCAGGAACUUCAGUCCUAUGAUUGGCUGGAGCCUUGCUGCUUCUCAGGUGCUUUCUGAACCUCUCAAUCACUUUUUUCCUCAGCUUUGAGGUUGGGUGUUUAUGCAGGGCAAUGAUCCCAAGUAAAAAUAGCAUACCUAGUCCUCUGGAAAACGAGUGGUUUAAAACAAAUCAAUAUAAAGCAAAAGUUUAAUCUGCCAUUUUUGCCCCUGAGAAGUGCCUCAAAGCUUCUCAACAGAAAUGCAUCUGACUAUGCUGCUAAACCAGACCAAAUUUAGUUUCAUCCUCUGGACAACGCAGCAGUAACUUAUCUGACCUCUGCAGUCAGUCUCUCUUUGUUUAUGUCACAUGUGGGCGGUUGUGAUGCAGGAAUGUCAUCCACUCUGCCGUAGCAUUGGCGGCCGGGACGGAUUCUCUUUCCUCAGCUGUCAGAUGACACCGAGAGAACGUCAUGUCAGAGCCAGGAGGCAUGGUCCUACGUGAUAACUCGACUUCACUCAAUGAGGGUCUGCUCUAAGCUGCCAAGACCUCCGUGAUUUAUGCUUGGAGGGGAAGUCAGAACACCUCCUCUUGGAGGAGAGUCUGUUUCAAAAUCCCUCUUUUACAAACUCAAGUAGCCCUUGAUGAAUGUUUGGGUUCAAGUGUAAGUUUACAAAAAGUGCCAUUUUUAUGAAAAUAAACUUGCAUGUGAGAAAUUAGUGCAGGUUUAAUGGACUUCUCAGCCAACCUGCUGAGAAUAAUGUCCUUUCCUGGAUUAAUAAAUAGCGUUUUGUAAACCUGUUGUGCUGCAGUUCUAUAAAUAC
Fundulus heteroclitus (mummichog) is the source of this 4629-nucleotide messenger RNA. RefSeq names its product PPARGC1 and ESRR induced regulator, muscle 1 (gene perm1a). Gene Ontology annotation, cellular component: cytoplasm; nucleus. Bases 113 to 3661 code for a protein of 1182 amino acids. Lineage: Eukaryota; Metazoa; Chordata; Actinopteri; Cyprinodontiformes; Fundulidae. Gene Ontology annotation, biological process: regulation of DNA-templated transcription; response to muscle activity. The record is from RefSeq and is a predicted model, not a curated record. The transcript is spliced from 3 exons.